UUUGUAUACAUGGCACUCACUGGCAAUGUAUGCCAAACUGUCUGUGUGUGUGUGUGCUAUGCUAUGCUAUGCCGUGUGUGGCCGUGUGUGUCCGUAUCUAUAUACAUACACACACACAUACAUUAAUGAGUUUAUUUGUAUUCCCCAGUCAGUACACAAGAGAUCGCAUGCUACGCUACACACACCGAUCUCUUUCUCGUCUUCCCACCGUCCACAGCCCGCAGCAUGACAGACAGACAGAGCAGAGCGUCCCGUGCCGCUCGCGUAUCGACACACACAUAUAUAGAUGUACACACAACGUCAGCAACCAAACCAAACCGGCCUCCCCUCUCUCUCCUGCGGUCCUUCGGACACACACACAGAGGGGAGGGAGCUGGAGACGCCGCACAGACAUGCAGACAGACAAAAUACACACAUCAAAAUUGCGGUAAACAGGCCGCUGGCUAAGACAGGCAGCCAAAGUCUGUACAACAGAAAGGCCCAUUCCCCUGUCUUUCUCCCCAGGUAGUGUACCCUCACUAGGCAGCAGCUGGCUGCUGUCUCGUCAACGAGUUCUCCAUCAGCCGACUGAUCGCCCUCUGGUAGGUCCACAGCACGUCCUGCCGCUGUGGGGCGAGAUCGGCGAGCGCCGAGGUUCGCAGACCGGUGGCAGACCAUUCAACCUCCUCCCUGAGCCAACACCAGACAGACACAGAGGCAUCUCAGUGUCCGUCCAUUUCUCCCAUUUCGUUGUGUGUCACGCACGCAUCAGCUCACUUGAUGUGGCCGAGGAGGUUGAACACCGACGCAUGACGGCCAGACGAGCCGCCGUGAUCGGCCACCCUCACCGCACCCACAUCAGCAUCACGCGAAGAAGAAGAAGAAGGCUGGUCGUCGCCGCCCCUCGCUCCGCUGGUCAGCCUUCUGAUAGUCUCCUCUAUCGCUGAGCCGUCUUGUCCUUUCCCUCCGCCAUCAUCAUAUUUCCUCCGCUCGCUCAGCCACUCCCCCUCGCGAGCCGCCGCGCCCGGCAUGUGAUGAUGGCCGCUUUCGCCAUCUCCAUCACUCAUGGCCUCGAGGCACUUGCGGAUAAGGCCGUCGAAGAUGCGCUCGGCUGGGGCAGCUGCCGUGCAGAUGAGCCUGGAUGGCUUGUCGUAGAGGAUGUCGAGGAGCGUCACGAGUCGCCUGGCCGCGUCGUGGUCAUCGUGCGAGAAGGCUGGCACGUUGGUGAGGAUGACGGUGUGGAAAUGGUCUGCAAUUGAAAGGUAGUCCGGGGCACCUGUGGUGGGAAACAGACAGACAAGAAGAUGCUUUCUGCGUCCGUGUUCCUUGCUUUGUGUGGUGUGGGGGGGUCAGGGUGUCGCCGGACUGACCUAGGUUGCGCCUGCACAGCUCGUCAAAGUCAAAUUCAGCAAUCCCCCGCCCAGAAUCCGCGCCGUCCUCCCAGCUCUUGCGCACUGCCAACCUCCUCCCCAUGCGCACGGGUACCUCCGUGGCCUUGGGCGGACCUGACGCACCAAUGCUGCGCUUCAACUGCAUCAGCUGAUCGUCUGUGCGGGUGUUGAGGGGGUGCAGGAAGGUUGCUGGCGGCCGGGGGGAUGUCUUGGCGUCGCUUCGUGUGAACCGGCGAUAGUCGCACACAGACUGACGGAGCCAGGGAACAGAAUCCGUGGCUAUGCUGCUCUCCUCAGGUGUGUGCGCGUGUGGGUACCUACCUUGACAUGGAUGAUGUCGCUGUGCUCUUUGAGCAGGUGAAUGAAAGGCAGAAACAAAUCGCGAUUAAGUCCGCCUUGAUACAGCUCUUCGGGUGGCACAUUGCUGGUGGCCACGACCACCAAGCCUCGCGCCCACAGGUGGCGGAACAGGUGCAGCACGAUCAUGGCGUCGGCAAUCCCCAUGAUCUGAAGCUCAUCGAAGAAGAGGACCUUGACGCCCGCCGUGAGCUCCGACGAGAUGCGGCCACACGGAUCGGGGAAGCCCCCCUCCUGCUGCCGAAGCUGGCCGAAAGAAGUAUAACAAUUGGCGCAUCAGAAGCAGUGGAACACUUAGUGUGGUGACUCACCUGGUGUAUCUUCGCGUGGAUGCUAAGGAGGAAGUCAUGGAAGUGGUGACGGACAACGGCAGAUGAGUGUCUGCUCCCCUUGAGAUCCUCCACAAGGCUGCUGUACAGCAUGUUCAUCAACCUGCAGACACAACACACUUGAAGAGUAUGCCAACGGGACGGACAGCACGUGUGUGGCUCACUGACAUGGUCUUUCCACUGCCCACUGGACCAUGCAGAUACAGUCCCGUCAGGCCGUCUUGCCCUCUCCCCUCCAAAUGGUGCAGAACAGCGCUCUUCAUGCCCUCCAGCUGCCCUACGCACCUCCGCUGUGCCACAUCGUCGGCGAACGUGCCGCUGCGCACCAACUGGUCAUAGACGAGAGGAAGGGGAAGGCGGGGAGUGCUCCUCGCGCAUCGGGAGGGAGCCGAAACAGACAGAUAGCGCCACUGCUGGCACGCGAAGGGAGGGAUCACGUGCGAUGCGAAUGGCCGUAACACAGAUAAAUGCCUCGUGACGCGAGUCAUCGUGUAGAGGAGGCUCCAGCGCUUGAGGCGACAGAGCAGCGGUUUCAGGGAGCACCCUAGGAGGUCGCGAGCUAGAAGCGAUCGUGGAUGCAUCUUCCCGCCCUGCUGAGCUCGCAGAUCCCAAGGCAGAUCUCGAGGCAUCCUCAGCCUUGUUUUCUUUUGGCUGAGGAUGCCAUCGGCUUCCCCUCCCUCUGGGGGUCAUGUUGGUCCUCGUCCGGUCCUCGUCUGUGCCCAUUUGGCUGUGGUUGGCGUCUCCGAUCUUUCCUCGUGAUGCUGCCCGCCGCAGCUCAUCAUACCGCUCAGCCUUAUUGGCUCUUCCUCUGGCGUCCUUCUCGCCCCCCCGACACGCUCUCCCACAUCCCCCCGAGCCUCAAUUGGGUCUUCAUCGUGAAGAUCUGCUUGACGACGCCGUCUCAGCGGACCGACGUGACGAGAACUGCACUCGCUCCUGCCUGGGACAUGCGGCUUCCCCCCCGUCCCCGUUCGUCAGAGUGUGCUGAACCGCUGGUGUUGCCGUGGUGAAGCUGCAAUGAUGCUUGCGUAUGGAUGGGAGGGCAUCUGCUUUAUUGCAUGGUUCGCUUGUUGCACUGGCACCGUGAUCAUGAUGUGCUCUGUGUGGUGUGGGCGGAGGGGGUCUGUCAUGUCUUGUCAUUUGGAUGGUCUCUGUGUCUUAGGUAGCCUAUCACGUGAGGUCGCACGCUGCCAUGUCUUUUCUUUUGCGUGCACAUGAUUACGCGUGUGGUUAUACUUCGG
Molecule: messenger RNA, 3297 nt
Organism: Vitrella brassicaformis
Lineage: Eukaryota; Vitrellaceae
Source: the annotation of a GenBank genome assembly